UCUCCAUCGACUGUCAACCAUAGCUUACUGCUUCACCAUUUCGCAUUUCAAUCUCUAUCAAGGCGCUCCACCCAUUACACAGGAGCGCAUUCUUCCACAAAUCCGAGGUCAAUCUUCGUCAGAACCCUCCCCUCGCCAUGGACCUCGACACGCAGAAGCAGACAGCCUUCACCGAGCUUUUCACUCAGAAUGCAGUCGUUGCGCGGAUACGAGAUAUCUACUCGGCCUUUAAUGAGCGGAGAGAGGCGUUAGGACUGUCAAAUCCCGGGACCGUUGAGAACAUCGCAAAAGAGGUGCAGCGCGAUGUCUUCCUGAACAACCAGAGCUUCUCUGGCCUACGCGCCGACCUGACCAAGUCCUUCGGCGUCUCUCCGCUAUUCCAGGUCUCGCAUGCGCUCGCCAUGGGCUCGCAAGCAAUGCCCCCCUACACAUACGGAGUCCUAUACGGCAGCCCCAAGGUGUUCAUGCAAGGUAACUUCGACAAUGACCUUCAGUUCACCGGCCGCUUCAACUGGCGCUGGGCUUCGAACCUCAUCACCAAGACCUCCGUCCAGCUAUCCUCGCAAGGGAACAUGAUGUCCAUUGAGAACGACUACACAGGUGCAGACUUCUCAGCGUCAUUGAAAGCGGUGAACCCCUCGAUACUAGAUGGUGGAUUCACAGGCAUGGUCAUGGGCAGUUACCUGCAGGCACUGACUUCGCGGUUGUCUGUCGGCGUGGACGCUUUCUGGUCGCGCCCUGCCAUGGCCUAUCCUCCUACCCUCAACCUUUCUUACGCGACGAGGUAUAAGGCUGCGGACUGGAUGGCCGCCGCACAGCUCGUCCCUGGUAACGCAAUCGAGGCAUCGUACUGGCGCAAGCUAUCCGACAAGGUCGAGACCGGCAUCAACAUGAACCUCGCUUUUGCUGGAAUGGGCGCUGCUGGACCUAUGGGUGGUGCAAGCAAGGAGGGCACUGUUACCAUUGGCGCUAAAUAUGACUUCCGUAUGUCGUCUUUCAGGGCGCAAAUCGACAAUACCGGCAAGGUUGGCUGCCUGCUGGAAAAGACUGUUGCACCACCCAUCCGCAUUACCUUCUCUGGCGAGAUUGACCACAAACAGAACACCUCCAAACUUGGCCUUGCCGUCUCCAUCGAGGCCGCCGACGAGGAGGUAAUGCAGCAGCAGGAGAAGAUGGCCAUGGCCGGCAUCCAGCCCGAUCCGAUCCCAUUCUAAGCCAAUCGAUCGUCCCACCCUGGAACUUCCUGACCCGUGAAUAUCCGACUGCUUGUAGAUCACAACCCUUCUCUUCUCUGUAUUAUCACCAUUUCCUUUGCGCGAGCGAACCGAAAAGGGGCACCUGGCGCUCGUCUAUCUGUCCUAGUCUGCAUGGUUCGUAAUUCUGGGGGCUCUCGGCGGUUGGUUGGUCAGCGCAUUUAUCUGCACGCUUCGCACGAACGGGACUAGAGAUCAACGUCAUUCUCCCGCACAAAGAAACGACAUUUUACCUACUCCUUUGGCGGUUCGUACCUUAUCAGGCGCAUGUUGUUGAAACUGUAAUGGGGAUAUGCACAUUGUCAAGCAGCUCUGCUUUGGUAGAUUGGGGCGGGGAAGGUGCGCAAUGGGAAGCGCCCUAGCCCUCGGAUUGGUAGAGAAGGUUGACUUGUGUACAUAUAGGUGUGUCCGAAUAGUAUGGUGGUACUCGAAU
This is a messenger RNA of Westerdykella ornata, 1686 nucleotides long. RefSeq lists its product as uncharacterized. Lineage: Eukaryota; Fungi; Ascomycota; Dothideomycetes; Pleosporales; Sporormiaceae. The transcript has 3 exons. Gene Ontology annotation, biological process: protein import into mitochondrial matrix. Bases 138 to 1214 code for a protein of 358 amino acids. Gene Ontology annotation, molecular function: transmembrane protein transporter activity. The record is from RefSeq and is a predicted model, not a curated record. Gene Ontology annotation, cellular component: mitochondrial outer membrane; mitochondrial outer membrane translocase complex.